This is a messenger RNA of Gracilinanus agilis (Agile Gracile Mouse Opossum), 7962 nucleotides long. RefSeq names its product collagen type VI alpha 5 chain (gene COL6A5). NCBI's taxonomy places the organism in Eukaryota, Metazoa, Chordata, Mammalia, Didelphimorphia, Didelphidae. Bases 1 to 7875 code for a protein of 2624 amino acids. The record is from RefSeq and is a predicted model, not a curated record. Gene Ontology annotation, biological process: extracellular matrix organization. Gene Ontology annotation, molecular function: extracellular matrix structural constituent conferring tensile strength. The transcript is spliced from 38 exons.
AUGCUGCUAAUCUCAUUCACCUUAAUCAUCUUGGCUGGAGCAUCUGCCGAUCAUAGCCCUGGCCCUGAGUUUGCUGAUAUUGUGUUCCUGAUGGAUAGCUCUGAUCACCUGGGAAGCAAGUCCUUUCCCUUUGUGAGAACCUUUAUAAGCAAGAUGAUCAACACUCUUCCCAUAGAACCAGACAAAUUCCGUAUUUCUCUUGCCCAAUACAGUGAUGAUCUAUACGAGGAGUUCCUGCUCAACACCUACAAAACAAAGAAUGCCAUGAUGAACCACAUUAAAAAGAACUUUGAUUACAUUGGUGGGUCCCUGCGAAUUGGCAAUGCUUUAAAGAAAGUUCACACAACCUAUUUCUCAGGGUCACAAAAUGGAAGAGACAAGAAAUUAUUUCCCCAGAUUUUAGUUGUCCUGGCUUCAGCCAAAUCUGAGGAUGAUGUGGAAGGACCUGCAGAAGCCUUGAGGAGAGAUGGAGUGAAAAUCAUAUCCCUAGGGAUACAAGAUGCUUCUGAAGAAGACCUAAAAGCCAUGGCCACUUCUCAAUAUCAUUAUAACCUGAGGGCAGCCAGAAAUGUGGGCAUGUUUUCUGAAAAUAUGACCAAGAUCAUUAAAGAAACGAUAAAGCACAAGGAAGAAAUACAAGAUGUUGAUGAAGUUGUAUGUGAAAGAGAUUCCAUGACUGACAUUGUCUUCCUACUGGAUGAGUCCUUGAAGGUCAGCAGGAAUUUAGAACACCUUCAGAAGUUCCUGGAGAACAUCACAGCCUCCAUGGAUAUAAAAGCAGGUUGUACCAGGAUAGGUAUACUGAGUUUCAGUGAUGAGACAGAGGUGGUGACUUCUCUGGAAAGAGGCAUGACCCAUGAUGAGAUUAUACAGGCUAUUAGGAGCCUGUCUCUAAGGGAUGGCAAAGCCUACAUUGGAGCAGCCAUGAAGAAAGCCAGAGAACUCUUUAGUCAUAGCAGAAAGGCCCAGGGUGUGCGACAGAUAGCCGUCCUGGUCACUCAUAGAUCAUCAGAAGAUGAUGUGCAUGAAGCAGCUGAGGACCUUCUGCUGCAGGGUGUGUCUAUCUUUGGCAUAGGGAUUAAAGGCUAUAACAUCACCCAAUUCAACCAGAUGGCAUCUUACCCUCCAGAUCAUUAUAUUUCUGAACAGGAGAGCUAUGCAGACCUGGAAAUGUACACUGAAACCCUUCUUAAAAAACUCCAGUAUGAAGUACAAUACAGGACAUCUGUCCAGUAUGGACAAACGGAACGUUACAGGACAGGUUGCAUUGAAACAGAAAAAGCUGAUAUCUAUUUUCUCAUUGAUGGCUCAGGAAGUGUUGAAGCUUACUUCCAAGAAAUCAAGAAUUUCAUGAUUGAGGUGACACAAAUGUUUAAUGUUGCUCCAGAGAAGGUCCGGUUUGGAGCAGUGCAAUACUCAAGCACUAAUCAACGAGAGUUUGGUAUUGGCACAUACUCUAACCUGGUGGACUUAAGCAAGGCCAUUCUCAACAUCCGACAAUUGGGGCACCGAACAAACACAGGAGCAGCCCUGAGUUUCAUGCUAGAAGAGAUAAAGAGUUCCAAAAAAAAGCAACAUGACUAUGUCCCCUGUCAUCUCCUUGUCUUGACAGAUGGAAUGUCCGAUGAUGAAGUUUCAGAACCAGCCAAAAGACUAAGGGAGGAAGGUGUUAUCAUUCAUGCAAUUGGUGUCAAAGGAGCUAAUAUAAUAGAGCUGAAAGACAUAGCAGGGUCAGAGGACAGAGUUAAAUUUGUGUAUAAUUUUGAAUCUUUAAAAAGUAUAAAGGAUGAAAUUGUUCGGACCAUCUGCCAUGAAAGAGACUGUAAAGACAAAAGAGCUGACGUCAUGUUUCUGGUCGAUAGUUCUGGGAGCAUAAAAGCUCCAACCUUCCAAAAAAUAAAAACAUUUAUGAAAAACAUGGUGAGCAAGUCUCAUGUUGGCUUUGAUCAAGUACAUUUUGGAGUUGUUCAGUUCAGCAAUGUUUCCAAGGAAGAAUUUGGGCUCACUGAAUAUAUGACUGAAAGAGACAUUUUUGAUGCAAUUGACAGAAUGAAUUUUAUUGGAAAUAAGACCUAUACGGGGAAAGCACUGGAGUUUGUGUCUAGUUACUUUGAACCCUUGAAGGGAGGACGUAAAGGUGUCAAGAAAUUUCUUGUCCUCAUCACCGAUGGGAAGUCACAUGACUCCAUUACAGAACCAGCUUUACUUCUUCGGAAUAAAGAAGUUGUCAUCCUCUUGGUCGCCAUCUUCCGGUCAAAAUCACCUCAGCUAGAGGAUAUCACUGGGGAUCCCAACUUGGUUUAUUAUGUUGAGAAAUUUGAUGACCAAAAGCUACUUGAAGAUAAGCUGGUUUUUGAUCUAUGCACUCUCAAUGAAUGCAAACAGUUUCAAGUGCUAGACAUCGUAUUUGUGCUAGAUGAUUCCUCGAGCAUAAGUGAACAUCAGUAUGAGAGCUUGAUAAACUUCACAACACACUUAGUGAAAAAGGCAGAUGUUGGAAGAGAUCGUGUUCAGUUUGGAGCCCUCAAAUAUUCAGAUACACCUGAAAUCCUCUUCUACCUUAAUGAUUACCACACCAAAGAAAGCAUCAUUGAGAAACUGAAGUUCCAGAGAAAAGGAGGAAAUACUUUCACAGCCAAGGCUCUGAACAGGUCACAAGAGCUAUUUACUGAGGAACGUGGCAGUCGAAUCAAGAGAGGUGUAAAGCAAAUGCUUAUUGUGAUUACUGAUGGAGAAUCUCAUGAUAGUAGUGACCUUGAGGCCACAGGCAAGACACUAAGAGGGAAGAACAUCAUCAUCUAUGGUGUGGGUGUAGCAAAAGCUUCGGAGAAAGAACUCUUGGACAUAACAGGCUCAAAAGACAAUUAUUUCAUGGUGGAUAAUUUUGAGAAACUGAAAGAAAUUUACCUCCCCAUUGAGAAAAAAGCUUGUGACGAGGCACUUGAUGUCUGUGACAUGAACAAGGCAGAUGUGUUUUUCCUUUGCGAUGGCUCUGAUUUGGUAAGUGAACUGGAGUUCGGCAAAAUGGUUUAUUUUUUGGCAGACGUCAUUGAUAAUCUUGAGGUCUCACCUCAAAACAUACACAUUGGGAUGUCCCAAUUAGGUACUUUUGGCCAGGAAAUUCUCCACCUGAAUGCUACCUUGGGCAAAGAAGAGCGGAAAGCUAAAAUUUUGGCUACUGUAAGGCGCAGGGGAAGUCCUCAGCUAGAAAAUGCACUUCUCCACAUGAAGGACACAUUUGUUUCUGGAAGCAGGAUCAUGGCUGGGGUCCCUCAGAUACUGUUUGUCAUCCUAUCUGGGCGGCCUCGGGGAAGCACAACCAGAGUGACUAAGGCUGUGGAAAAAUUGAGAGAGCUUGGUGUGUGUAUCAUAGCCUUGGGCAUCGGGAAUGUUCGAAAUGAUGAGUAUCUCCAUAUUACCCACAACCCUGAGAAGAUCAUUACUGUGUCAGACUUUGAUCAACUGAAGGAAGCAGUUAUAAGAAAAAGGGCCGUCCGGGAAAUCUGUCGUGACUGUCAACAAGAGAGUUGCUUUGUGGAUACUGUUGUGGGCUUUGACAUCUCAACCCAUCAUCCUGGGCAGACCUUGUUUGAGGGUCAACCACACCUUGAAUCUUACCUUCCACACCUCUUAGAGUCUAUCAACUCCCUAAGAGGUGUGAGCUGUGGAAGAAAGACCCAAGUCAGUGUGGCAUUUAAAGUGAAUGCUGAUCCCAGUUUUGUAUCUAGGUUCCAAAUCUAUGAAAAAACAAUAAUGGAAACUCUGGCACAGGUCACAGUCAGUGGACCUUCUCACCUUCAUGUGGCUUACCUAGAGUCACUGUGGAGAGUAUUUAAUCAGUCCGAAACUCAUGGAAAGGUGAUUCUCAUAUUUUCUGAUGGUCUCAGGCAUAAAACUGAAGAUCUGUGGAGGCUUGAGGAGAAAUCAGAUGAACUCAGAAAAAAAGGGUUGAUGGGUUUAUUUGUUGUUGCCCUGAACACCACCUCUCAAUACGAAGACUUUUCAACCUUUGAAUUUGGAAAAGGAUUCGAAUAUAGGACACAUUUAAGCCUUGGGAUGAGAGACCUUAGCAGCACACUGACUAAGUACUUGGACAAUAUUGCAGAAAGACAUUGUUGCUGUGCCCUUUGCAAGUGUUCAGGGGCUCCCGGGUCACCAGGAUCACCAGGACCAAGAGGCUCAAAGGGAUAUUGGGGUCAGAAGGGCAGCCGUGGCCACAGAGGAGAAGAGGGGGAUCCUGGAACAAGAGGAGACAGUGGGCCAGAAGGAGGAAGAGGUGCUCAGGGAUGUCAGGGUGAACGGGGUCUUAAGGGAGUCAGAGGAAUGGAUGGAUUUAAGGGAGAAGAAGGAGAUUUUGGAAUUAAUGGAAUAAAUGGAGAAGAGGGCUUCCGUGGAACUCCUGGGAAGAAAGGAGAGAAAGGUGAUCCAGGAUCCCAGGGAAGCCCAGGUACCAGAGGUGCCCCUGGUGUCCAUGGUAGAAAAGGAUUUCAAGGAGAUCCUGGUGAACCUGGACAGGACAAUUUCAUUAGAGGGCCUAAAGGAGCCAAAGGAGAGCAAGGAAAACAAGGCCAAAGAGGACAGAAAGGCGGAGAUGGCCAACCGAACUCAAGAGGAAAUAGAGGACCAACAGGCAGAAGAGGGAUCUAUGGACCAAAGGGCCCAGUUGGAGAUAUUGGCCCAAAAGGUGAAGAUGGACCUGAAGGAUUAAGAGGAACUGAGGGACGAAGUGGACAACCUGGUCAGAUGGGAGAAAAAGGAAGUCCUGGAAAUAAAGGGCCUCAGGGGGCUUCUGGAAUUGCAGGGUCUAAAGGGAGUCCUGGGAAACCUGGAUCCUUGGGAAAGAAGGGAGAACCUGGAGCUCCAGGAAAUGAAGGACCAAUGGGACCAACUGGAUCACGUGGAAUGCAGGGAGACUAUGGCAUUCCAGGUUUUGGCCGCCAGGGAAGGAAAGGAGCAAAGGGCCCAAGAGGACACCCUGGAGACAGUGGAGACAAGCUUGUCCAAGAUAAGCAUGAGGGCUUUUUGCUGGUCCUUGAACUGUGUCCCUUAGAUCCAAACUCGGGCUUGUCAGGGAAGCUGCUGCCUUGCCACUUGUUCUUCUUGUGUGGCGUAUGGAUUGACGUCCCUAAUGAAAGUUCAGAAAGCAAAUGCCCUUUCUACCCAACAGAAUUGGUGUUUGCUUUGGACGUGUCAAGACAGAGAUUUGAGGUUGUGAAAAACAUGACCAUUUCCAUUGUGGAGGACCUUAAAAUCAGGGAAAACAACUGUCCAGUGGGAGCGAAAGUUGCUGUCCUUUCUUAUAGUUCUGAAAACAAGUAUCUCGUCCGCUGGUCAGACUAUUCCAGCAAGCGGCAACUCCUCCAGAAGCUCUCUAGAAUGACAUUUGAACAACCUUCAUACUCCAGAGAUCUUGGCAGUGCCAUGUUAUUUGUGGGCAGGAAUGUUUUCAAGAGAACUUUACCAGGCCCUAAUGUCAGGAGGCUCACUGUGUUUUUUAGUGACAGUCAGUCUCCAGAUAUGUCAUCAAUCAUCACAGCCACCAUGGAGUUCAGCGGGCUCAAUAUCAUUCCAGCUGUGUUUGCUUUUAAUGACAUGCUUGCUCUUGAGGAGGCUUUCCAGUUUGAUGACACUGGCACAUAUCAGGUCAUUCCAGUUCGACCCUCUCAAUUUUCUCAUCCAAUAGAAAGACUUCGUCAAUGCACACUUUGCUAUGAUAAAUGCCUUCCAAAUGUUUGUGCAGAAGAGCAAGUAGACCGAAUAAAUUCAUACAUGGAUGCCAUUUUCCUUCUGGAUAGCUCCCGGCAUGUGAAAGGAGAUGAGUUUGAGCAAAUGAAAGCUUUCCUGAGCUCAGUCCUUGACAACUUUGAAAUUUCUGCAGACCCUGAGCGAUCCGAUGUAGGUGAUCGGUUGGCUUUGCUAAGCUAUUCCCCACGGGAUUUCUCCAGAAGAAGGACAAGCACCCCUGUGAAGAAAGAGUUUGACUUUACCACCUAUACCAGCAAAGCUCUAAUGAGGAGGCAUAUCCAGAAUUCUCUUAAGCAACUUCAUGGAGAAGCCUUUGUUGGCCAUGCCCUGCAAUGGACAACAGAUAUGGUCUUCUCUAAUAUAUUGCACUCAAGGAAAAACAAAGUUAUCUUUGUUAUAUCUGCUGGGGAAAAUAAUGAAAAUAAGGAUGUCUUAAGGAAAAUGUCCCUGAGGGCCAAAUGCCAAGGGUACGCCAUAUUUGUGAUUUCUCUUGGAUCUACACGAGAAGAAAUAGAAGAUGUGGCCAGUCUCCCUCUGGAACAUCACUUGAUUCAACUUGGCAGAGUUCACAAACCCAAUUUGGACUAUGCUGUGCAGUUCAUUAAGCCUUUUGUAUAUUCAGUCAGACGAGGAUUCAAUAAAUACCCCCCUGCAGGAUUGGAGACAGAGUGUAGACUCAUUUCUUCAGAACCACCAUUUUUUCUAAAUUGGAAUAAAAUGGGUUUUCAUGAAUAUGAUAUCACCUCUGGUGAAAAUGCUUUGUUAAAUGAAGAGGCAAAGAAUCCAGAACAUUCCCCAGUUUUACUAGGAGAUAAUGAAAGUGAGGAGAUGAUCUACCUUCACAACCAAAUGGUUACAAAAGUGACGUAUCCCAAAAUGAUGGGGACAGAUGAAAUAACAACUCUUAUUUCAGAAAAUAAAGUAAACCAAACACAGAGUUUUGAGUUAGAAAAUGUUGGUAUAAAGCCCAGCUCUGACUAUGCAACUUCAAGUAAGCCAUUUUACACAGUGGAUGAACCAAUGGACAUGGGGAAGGUUGAAAUGGAUUUGAAGCCCAACCCUGCCUUUCUUACCAAAGGAGGUGAUCACCUUGAAGGAAAAGAAGAAUCUGCCUCCACUUUGGAAGCUGGUAGUCCAUCUCUGAGAGACGUUUUUAUGGAUGUAGUUUUUCUCCUAGACUCUUCACAGAAUAUGGGAAGUUCUGAGUUUCAAGAAAUAAAACAUUUUAUAGCUUCAGUGCUUGACUACUUUUACAUUACCCCAAACCCACUGAUCUCUCCUGUAGGAGACAGAGUAGCCCUCCUGAGCUAUUCCCCUCAAGGCUAUAUGCCCAGUAGUGAAGAAUGUCCAGUCCUCUUGGAGUUUGACUUAAUGACUUAUAACAGUGUACAUCAAAUGAAAAGCUACAUCUGGGAAUCUCUUCAGCCGUUGAAUGGUAACUCUUUUACUGGCCAUGCCCUGAAAUGGACGAUUGAUAAUAUCUUCUCGGGGACACCCAACCUGAGGAAAAACAGGGUUAUCUUUGUGAUAUCUGCUGGGGAGACCAACUAUUUGGACCGAAAAACCCUAAAGGAAGAAGCUCAGAGAGCCAGAUGCCUAGGCUAUGCCAUCUUCGUGUUAUCCUUUGGCCCCAGGCACAAUGUCAAAGAGCUAGAAGAAUUAGCCAGCCAACCCCUGGAUCAUCACUUGGUCCAGCUGGGAAGAAUUCAUAAACCUGACUUUGACUACAUUGUGAGGUUCAUUAAACCAUUUCUCCAUUCGGUCAGACGUGCAAUCAACAAAUAUCCCUCAGCAGAUUAUGCCCCCAAAUGUCUUAAUGUGACCUCUUCCAGCUCAAAGAAGUUUCAGGAAGAACGCGACAUACUCCUUCCUAAAGGAUCUAAGGUGGAGGCAGAAAAUAGUGACUUCUCUGAUGAAUAUGAUUUCCCUGGGCAUCAUGUGCUUAUUUUAGAGGGCAAUCAUAGUGAUAAUUCUGCAAAUGUUCUUGAUUUCAUCCAAGAGCUAACUCGUCUCUUUGCAACUGGCGAAGUCUUGAUGAAAGAUCAAGAAGAAGAACCAUGUUCAAGUGAAAAUACCACCUUCACUGAAGAUGAACAGAAAACUAACAAAGAUGAUGGAGACAUAAGAUGAUAACCUCUUUGAAAACAAGAUGUGACUUGUCAUUUGUUUAUGGGUAUAUUGUGAGUUCUUGUACAUUUGGUUCUUUAUAUUAAUGAC